This is a messenger RNA of Nanorana parkeri, 2392 nucleotides long. RefSeq names its product serine/threonine-protein phosphatase 2A regulatory subunit B'' subunit beta-like. Gene Ontology annotation, biological process: protein dephosphorylation. NCBI's taxonomy places the organism in Eukaryota, Metazoa, Chordata, Amphibia, Anura, Dicroglossidae. The record is from RefSeq and is a predicted model, not a curated record. The coding region runs from base 404 to 1942 and encodes 512 amino acids. Gene Ontology annotation, cellular component: protein phosphatase type 2A complex. The transcript is spliced from 13 exons. Gene Ontology annotation, molecular function: calcium ion binding; protein phosphatase regulator activity.
UGAAUGCACUAGCGAGUGCCUGUUGACAGUCCUGGGCACUUCAUUCACAGAGCACUUCCACUGGGGUUUGACAAACUAGAAAGACAGCAGGAAAUUGCAUCUCGGCUACAAAGUUUUUCGGCUGCCUUUAAUUCCUGUCCUGCUUCUAUCUCAACUCCUUUGACUAGGCGAUAAAAGGAAUCAACCUGUUGCUCAGUUAAAGCUCGGUGUGUGGAAUGCCUUUUGUAAAGGGCAGCCCCCCUCUGUGACUCUACAAGCAGUGUCUUCCCCUGACAGUCUGCUAGUUGUCAAUGUAUAGACCUGGAGAGAGUUGCUGCUCCCCUUGCAAGAUUUCCUAUUAAGUUGGAAUCAAAAGGUUUAUACAUAUUUUGGGUGGAUUUCCUAGUGGCAUCGAAGGAUUUAUAUGAAAUCUGGAAAUAUGAGAAUGAAAGAAAUUUCGUUGCGGCAAGAUCCUGAUCUUAGGAAGGAAUUGGCACUGCUGGCUCGUGGAUGUGAUUUUGUUUUGCCUUCAAGAUUUAAGAAAAGAUUGAAAGCAUUUCAGCAGAUCCAGGUACCUCCAAGUAGGGAAGAGCCAAGAACACCCGUCUUAAGCCAGAACAUUCCAAAAUUUUACUUUCCUAAAGGAUGUCCAAAAGGAAACGUCAAUAUAGAUGCUAUAAUUUUGAAGAUUGAGAAAACGUUUUCAGCUUUUCCAAAUGAGAGAGCAACACUUGAAGACAUGGGAAAAGUAGCUAAGGCAUGCGACUGUCCACUUUACUGGAAAGCUCCAUUAUUUUAUUCAGCUGGUGGAGAGAGGACUGGAUGUGUGUCUGUGCACAAGUUUGUGGCUAUGUGGAGAAAAGUCUUGCACACUUGCCACGAUGACGCUGCAAAAUUUCUUCAGCUUCUUGCCAAGCCUGGCUGCAGCUAUUUGGAACAAGAAGAUUUUAUUUUAUUUUUACAAGAUGUGGUGAACACUCACCCACAUUUAACUUUUUUGCGCGAGGCCUCUGAAUUUCAUUCCCGCUACAUAACCACAGUUGUUCAAAGGAUAUUUUAUAAUGUAAAUCGAUCAUGGUCUGGUCGCAUAACAUGUGGAGAACUCGGGAAGAGUAACCUUCUACAGCACGUGGCAUUGCUGGAGGAGGAAGACAUCAACCAAUCUACAGAUUAUUUUUCAUAUGAACAUUUCUAUGUCAUCUAUUGUAAAUUCUGGGAGCUGGAUACAGACCAUGAUUUGUACAUUGAUGAGCAGGACCUUUCCAAGCACAAUGAUCAUGCCAUAUCUAGCAGAAUCAUUGAAAGAAUAUUUUCAGGAGCAGUAACACGAGGUCGUAAAGCACCAAAGGAGGGGAAGAUAAGCUACGCUGACUUUGUAUGGUUUCUAUUAUCUGAAGAAGACAAGAGAACACGAACAAGUAUUGAGUACUGGUUUCGCUGCAUGGACCUGGAUGGAGAUGGUGUGCUAUCUAUGUAUGAGCUGGAGUAUUUCUAUGAAGAACAGUGCCAGAAAAUGGAAAGCAUGGCCAUUGAGCCCUUAUCAUUUGAGGAUUGCCUGUGUCAGAUGUUGGAUCUUGUCAAACCGCAUUGUGAUGGUAAAAUUACUCUCCAUGAUCUGAAGAAAUGCAAGCAGGCAAAUCUGUUCUUGGACACUUUUCUGAACCUAGACAAGUAUUUGGACCAUGAGCAGAAAGAACCUUUUUCUGCAGUACGGGUUGAAACUGAAGGACAGGAACUUACAGAUUGGGAGAAGUAUGCUGCAGAAGAAUAUGCAAUUUUAGUAGCUGAAGAGGCUGCAACAGAGCAGUGGAAUGAUGGUUAUGAUGCAGAAUUAAAUGCCUUGGAGACCGAUCUAGUGGAUGAAAAGAAGUAUGGCAUGGAUAAAAGACCUUACUUGGACAUGGCUUCUGAACAGUCUCAAGUCGACCUUGAAGAGUAUGAAUAUGAAGAUGACUUUGAAUAAACAAUACUUUAGUGUAAAAGAGGGGUAUCCUACAGCUGGUCUGUUACUCCCCCUGGUGUUAUGUAUUAGCUGUGGACAGCACUUUAUACAUGCGUUACAGAUUUACUAAAAGACUCAUAACAAUUUAUGUUGAUAUUUUUGUAUUUAUUGCUAAAACAAUAUUUAUUGUAUCACUUUGUUUUGCUGUGCUGUCUGUCUUGAAAGUGUCCUGUAUUUCAACAAUGAAUUCCUCUAUUCUACUUUGAUCAUUUCUGUAUAACAAGUGGCAACAGGUUUAGUGUUAAAAUGGUAAUGCAGAUUAAAUGGGUGUCCAGAAAACCUAAUCAUUAACCUUUUGUUAAAGAAAAUAAUUUUAAUAAAUGUAAAACCUCUAGUGGCCUAAAAGGAAUUCUUCCUAGAAUUGCCUAAUGUAACGUAGUUAAGGGACAUUAGUGUGACUACAAGUAAAGU